AUGGCGGUCUCGCGCAUCGUCUUCCAAGCAAUCCUCGCCUUGGGCAUUUUUUCCCUAGCUAGCUUUGUCCUAGCCGAGGAUAUUUCCAUCACCAAGGCUGAGACCUUUCCGACCAUCACCUCCGACGCUGGCCUUUCCGUCCGUGAUGGCACAAUCCCUUCUCACGACUGCGAAGAUAUUCUCAAGCGCGGCAUCACCCCUCAGAUUGACUGCUCCUUCUCCGAAGAGAACUGUGGCUUUCAGGACGACAUUGAGUACAUCAUCCGCAUCAAGCCCAUCGGCAAGACUAGCACUUCCUGGUGUGGCAUGAUGCGAGCGCAGGUUGCUAAGGAGACCAAGUCCUACGUCGAACAGAUUCGGAUGGAGAAGUGUGACCGCACGUACGAGGCCAACGAGAAUGGCAGUGGCAUGUGGCUUGUCCUCAAUUUUCCACACAUCCACUUCCUCGGCGACCGCCGCCAAGACGUCGAGCGAGCCAUCAGAAACACCAUGUGCCCUGGUGGUCCGAAGCUGGACUAUUGGGUCAAUGAGCAGUGCUACCGUUCCAGCAUCUGCAGCAAGCGCGUCUGGAGUGAGGAUAAGCGCCGUAGCGUACCUGCGGCCUUCAAGCAGGUCUCACGCCCCAAGGGCCGCGAUGUCUCCGAGACCAGCCAUAAUAUCAAGAAGCCUACCACUCUCGCCGCUGCCACUGUUGUCGCCAAUCUUUAG
Molecule: messenger RNA, 708 nt
Organism: Colletotrichum godetiae
Lineage: Eukaryota; Fungi; Ascomycota; Sordariomycetes; Glomerellales; Glomerellaceae
Exons: 2
Coding region: 1-708 (235 amino acids)
Source: RefSeq, a predicted model, not a curated record